AUCCCUGUUUGGAAAGGUCUGUUGCUGCGUGUAGGCAUGCAUUAAUUCAUUGAAAUACUAGGCGUAGUUACACGUUUUUGUGUGUGUAUAAAUCUAUAGAUACAGUAUGUGUAUGUAUAUACAUAAAAUUGAGAGUGAGAGUAGUAUUUAAAGUGGCAGUGUCAUUAUAUUUUCCACCUGUGACUGAAGCGUCCGUUUAAGAGUGAAGGGCAAAAUUUCCUAUCUCUAUUUUUCGUCUCUCAAUAAAAUUCUCGCCCUUCUCAAACCCUAGAUUUGUAUCAGCUUAUUUAUUCCUCAUUUUUCUCGGAUAAAUCUCUCCAAUUUUUCUCCUUUUAUUAUAAAUUGGAGUAUUGGGGAUAAUGCGGGAUAAGGAUCCGCCGCCGGAGGAGUUCCGCUGCAAGCGGACGGACGGCCGUCAAUGGCGGUGCAAGCGGCGGGCGAUGGACGGGAAGACGCUCUGCGAUAUUCACUAUCUGCAGGGGAAGCACCGCCAGCAUAAGCAGAAGGUGCCGGAGUCGCUCAAGCUGGAGAGGAAUGCGGGCAAGAAGAAGCAGGAUAGUAACGGGGAAUGCAGCCGUACUAGGGUUACGAAAUUGGCCAAGAAGCCGGGGGUGGCGGCAGAGAAGAAGCGGAGGAGGGGCGUGUCAGAGGCGUUGGACGAGGCUCUGAAGCGGAUGAAGUUGAAGAGAGGCGACUUGCAUUUGGAAUUGAUCAGAGUGUUUCUGCAGAGGCAGGUGGAGAAGAAGAAGGAGCGGGAGUUGAAGGAGAGCUCCGUAGCGGAUGAGACUAGAGUGUUGCCUUGUGGAGUCAUGGCGAUUUCUCAAUCGCAUUCGAGUUUGCAGAGCAUCCGCGAAAAUGAUGGUUUGGAUGUCAAAAUAGGAGAGGAUUCUAAUGUUAAUUCGUUGCUGCAGAGGCAUUUCCGGUCGAAAAAUAUUGAACCUUUACCGAUUAGUACAAUGCAGGUCUUACCAUUGAUGGGGAAUGUGAAGACCAAGAAAAUGAAGAAAUGCCACUGGUGCAGGGAAAGUAAAUGUCGCUGCUUGAUCAAGUGUUUGACUUGCAGGAAACGUUUCUUCUGCCUCGAAUGUAUUAAAGAGAGGUAUUUUGAGAAGCAACAAGUGAAGGCAGAAUGUCCUGCCUGCCGUGGAAUUUGUGGCUGUAAGCUCUGCUUGAAACAGAAGCCUAGUACUAAUAAGGAAUCUUAUGGAGGUGGAAGGAAGUUGCGUAGGAAAGAAUUGCUUCUUUAUUUGAUCCACAUGCUUUUUCCUGUGCUGAAAAAAGUAAAUCAUGAUCAGAUCAUUGAGCUUGAGACAGAAUCUAAGGCCGCAGGAAAAGAAGAAUCUGAAAUUCAGAUUUCACGGACUAAGCUGGGUAUUAGUACAUCAUUCUGCUGCAACAAAUGCAAAACAUCAAUUGUCGACUACCACAGGACCUGCACAAAGUGUUCAUACAAUCUUUGCUUAAGUUGUUGCCGGGAGCUUUCUCAAUGUAGCUUAUCUGGAAGUUUUAUGCUCAGAAGUUGUAAGAAAAGGAAAAUCCUUUCAUCUGGUGAUGACCUAAAAUUUAAGCAGAAUAUAUCAAGGCAUAACUCUGGGCCACUCAGUCAAUCAAUUAUCUCCUCGCAAAACUGGGAAACUAGUGAAGAUGGUAGUAUCCCGUGCCCUCCUACAGAUAUCGGAGGUUGUGGUGGCAGCCUUCUUGAUCUAAGAAGUAUAUUUCCAUUUAAUUGGACUAGAGAUCUGGAAGUUAAAGCUGAAGAAAUACUGGAUGGCCAUCCCUUUCCAAGUACUGAUGCUUCUCAAUGCUGUUCGCUGUGCCAUGACUCUGGUGGAAGCAAUGGUGACCUUAAGAAGCUGCAGAAAGAACCGUCUAAGAAAAUUGGUUUUAACAACAACUAUCUCUACAGUCCGACUGUAAAGGAUCUUCAUCAAGAAACCCUUGAGCAUUUCCAGAAUCACUGGGGUAAGGGUCACCCUGUUAUAGUUCGAAAUGUGCUUAGGAGCAAUGCAAGCUUGUGUUGGGAUCCAGUUAUCAUGUUUUGUUUGUAUGUGGAGAAGAAAAGCUCAGGGUCUUGUCAUGAAGGUGGCACAAAUGCGGCAAACUGCUUGGAUUGGUGUGAGGUGGAAAUUGAUCGGAAGCGGUUAUUUAUGGGAUCACUAGAGAAGAGAACACAUGCAAGCAUACAGCAGAAAGUUCUAAAGUUCAAAGCUUGGCUUUCUUCCCAUUUGUUUCAAAAGCAUUUCCCUCUCCAUUACAAUGAGAUUUUAAGUGCUUUACCUCUUCCAGAGUACGUCAAUCCAGUGUCUGGCCUUUUGAAUGUCAGUGUGAAGUUGCCAAAGGAUUUGUCAAAGCAUGACUUAGGUCCUUGUAUCUAUUCUUCGUAUGGAGGUCCAGAAGAACUUAUGCAGGCUGAUUAUUUGUCAAAACUAUGUUAUGAAACACAUGAUACGGUGAAUAUUCUCGCUUAUGCUACAGAUGCUCCAGUGUCCCCAGAUCAGAUUGAUAAAAUUGAGAACUUGAUGAAAAAAUACAAGGCUCGAGACCACCAACUUGCACAGUCAUUUAGUAAUUCCAGUGAUCAGAAAGGCAAAUCAUCUUUGCAGAGUGAAGACACUGGUGAAUCAGGAUUGCAGGACAAUGGAGAAAAGUUAAUACCACCAGAUGGAAUUGAAAAUGUACCCUUUUACUCCAACGAUCCACUCAAAGGUCAGGCACCAUGUGUUGAAAAUGGAAAUUUGUCUGAUGACAGUGAAUAUGAUAAUGAGGAAUCAAUUCUUUGCUGUGGAAGUUUUGAAAACUCUGAAGACCUUGAUGAGAAUUUUCAAGAGGAAGAUAUAGAAAGCUCUUGUUCCAGUGAAGAUAAGCAAGGAACUGAUUGUUGUGGUGCUCAGUGGGACAUUUUUCCCCGACAAGAUGUACCAAAACUUCUGGAGUACCUUAGUAAACAUUCAAAUGAGCUCAACCCUGCACGCCACUAUCCGAAACAUGUUCAUCCUGUUCUUGAUCAGAACUUCUUCCUUGAUGCUUAUCACAAAUUGAGACUUAAAGAGGAGUAUGAUAUUCAACCAUGGACCUUUGAGCAGUGUCCUGGAGAGGCUGUCUUCAUUCCUGCUGGAUGUCCUUAUCAAAUUAGAAAGAUCAAGUCAUGUGUCAAUAUUGUGGUGGACUUCAUCUCACCCGAAAAUGCAGCUCAUUGCAUUCAAUUGAAUGAUGAGAUUCGUCUUCUUCCUACACAACACAAAGCCAAAAGGAAAGUAAUGGAGGUAGAGAAAAUGGCUCUCCAGGGUAUUAGUGCAGCCAUCGAAGAUUUGUGCAACCAUGCUGUGAACCAAAGCUGAACGUAAUCAAUAUUCCUCUGUUGCAGUAACAAGCACAGUUCUUGAAGGCAUCAUCAUGUGACGCUACCAAUAUUCGCCCUACUGAAUUGAAUCUGUGAUUAUUAUCUCGACCAAGAGGCAGAUUGAAGCAGAUGUUAUUCCAGUAGACCUAGCCUAUUUUCCUACACCUAACUUGGAUGCAUGAUAUACUUGUGCAUGUCAAUCAAGUCCACCAGUUCGAAGAUGUAUAGAACACCAAUUCAAGCUUUUUUAUUCUUUAAACGUUUUUCUAAAUAUUGAGGUACAUAAAUAAUUUCACAAUGUAGAUUAACUGAUUUUAUUCAAGAUUAGUUUAGGUAUUUGCCAGUGAAAAUUCGACACUGAUUUUAUUCAAGAUUAGCUUAGGUAUUUGCCAGUGAAAAUUCGACAGAAACUGUGAUACAUUCUUGUAACUGAGCAUUUGGUACAGAAAGAUGAAAGAAUUCUAGUAUGAAAGAAGCUGUAUGAUUUCACUA
Molecule: messenger RNA, 3832 nt
Organism: Salvia miltiorrhiza (redroot sage)
Lineage: Eukaryota; Viridiplantae; Streptophyta; Magnoliopsida; Lamiales; Lamiaceae
Product: lysine-specific demethylase JMJ28
Exons: 14
Coding region: 360-3338 (992 amino acids)
Biological process (GO): regulation of transcription by RNA polymerase II
Cellular component (GO): histone deacetylase complex; chromatin
Molecular function (GO): transcription coregulator activity; chromatin DNA binding; histone H3K9 demethylase activity
Source: RefSeq, a predicted model, not a curated record